AUGCCGAUGGCAGGCGAUGUCAAUUCGACAGUGCCAGCCCCAGACGUUGCUGCUCCUGCCAUCUUGACCUUGACACGGCGUCCAAAGUGCAGGACGACGCGGCUGGGCGCGGCGGGUCGCGCGUCCGCCCGCAACUCUGUUCCGCAAGCGUCGCUUUGCAUGCUUGUGCGCAGGCCCCAAGUGCAAUUCCGAAGCCGCACAGGCGCUGCAGGCGCUGGCUGCCACAGCCUCUGGCAGGCCUUUGGCUGGCUGGCCGCCCCGUGCCCUUCUCGGCUCGGCUCGCCUGCCUCAGGCCGAGAUCAGCUGGUUGGGGCCACCACCCGCUCGAGCUCGCCGCCUCUGCGACCCGCCACCAUCUCAUCGUCAUCCGCCUCGGUCCACCACACGCACUCUGGCUCGCAUCGUCGCACCCGCUUUUCCAUCCGCUCAUCCAUCUCAUCCUCCCCCCUUCGUCGCAGCUGCACGUUGCAGUAUCAGCUUUCCCAUAUACCCAAGCUGAUCGCCACAAUCAAGUCCAUCUUCGAUACCUUUGCCACCCUCGCCAACCCUAACCCAACGUCGCCGUCGAAAAAGCCCCGCACUUUCGAAGCUUUUCCACUUUUGCCACCUGUGCCGCGCCGUCUCAUCAACAGCUUCGCGCGCCCCUCGCUAACCGCCCAGCAUCCGCAGCACCAGUGGAUCUUCGGCGUUCCCGACGAGCUGACUGUACUCGAAUCCUUGGUCGCCUCAGCUGCAGCAUACGCGCGCGUUUCGACCCUCUAG
Messenger RNA from Moesziomyces aphidis, 762 nucleotides. The record is from the annotation of a GenBank genome assembly. Lineage: Eukaryota; Fungi; Basidiomycota; Ustilaginomycetes; Ustilaginales; Ustilaginaceae.